Messenger RNA from Puntigrus tetrazona (Sumatra barb), 3859 nucleotides. RefSeq names its product spire-type actin nucleation factor 1a (gene spire1a). The coding region runs from base 140 to 2479 and encodes 779 amino acids. Gene Ontology annotation, molecular function: actin binding. Gene Ontology annotation, cellular component: cytoplasmic vesicle membrane; cell cortex. The record is from RefSeq and is a predicted model, not a curated record. Gene Ontology annotation, biological process: intracellular transport; actin filament network formation; cleavage furrow formation. The transcript has 20 exons. NCBI's taxonomy places the organism in Eukaryota, Metazoa, Chordata, Actinopteri, Cypriniformes, Cyprinidae.
GGCGGCGGCGCGAGCUCAGAAGUAGCGACACGGACCGCGGAGGAGGACAGGCGCGCGCUGCCUCUAGAUGACAGACCUAACGUAAACACACCUCUCCUGCCUCUUUAUCAGCGCGACACGGGGAGCCCGGGGAAGAAGAAUGACAGACGAAGGAAUGCUAAUCUCGCCGUCGGCUCUCCAGGACCCCGGAGAUGGAGCGAAACCAGAAGACGUCCCCAUGGAUUGUACGGACGGGGAGGAUGACUUGUGUUUGGAAGAGAUUUUAACACUGUACAGUCAGCCCAUCAACGAGGAGCAAGCCUGGGCCGUGUGCUAUCAGUGCUGCAGGUGGCUAACUCAAAAGCACAGGCGGAAAGACACAGGUGGGAGUCCACCUGGACGGAUCGAGGGUCCUGGGGACGUGAGGAUCCGGAAGGACGGCACUGUGAAAUUAUACCAACAGAGCAGUCCAGAUAAACACAUCCCGCCCAGUUCAUCAAUAGAGAUCAUAGAGUCUCUGGGUAUAAUGAUCUACAAGGCUUUGGAUUACGGUCUGAAGGAGCAUGAGGAGAGAGAGCUCAGCCCUCCUCUGGAGCAGCUCAUCGACCUCAUGACCAACAUGGCACACACAGAAACAGACUGUCCCGAUGAGGGAUAUGAGGCCACAGAGGAAGAGGAUGAGGGAGAGGAAGAACCCACAGAGGUCUCCAACAUCCGUGGAUACCGUGACAUCAUUUCCCUGUGCACAUCUCACCUUCCCAGCCCAUCAGAUGUGCCCAACCACUACCAGGCCGUAUGUCGAGCCCUGUACGCAGAGACCAAGGAGCUACGCACCUUCCUGGAGAAGAUCAAGAGUGCCAAAGAGAAUUUACGGAGGAUGGAAGGAGAAACCGAGGAGCCCGUUAGAGACCUGAAUGAGCUGCAGAACGCUGACUGGGCACGGUUUUGGGUGCAGGUGAUGAGGGACCUGAGACACGGUGUGAAGCUGAAGAAGGUCCAGGAGCGUCAAUAUAACCCUCUACCCAUUGAGUACCAGCUCACGCCUUAUGAGAUGCUCAUGGACGACAUCCGCUCCAAACGCUACAAACUUCGCAAAGUCAUGGUCAAUGGUGACAUUCCUCCGAGGUUAAAGAAGAGCGCUCACGAGAUCAUACUGGAGUUCAUUCGCUCCAGACCCCCGCUGAAUCCUGUUUCUGCUCGUAAGCUCAAGCCUCAUCCUACAAGACCUCCCAGUCUUCAUGAACGUAUCCUGGAAGAGAUCCGGUCGGAGAGAAAGCUCAGGCCCGUUUCACCCGAUAUGAUCCGAAGGAGUCGACUCGUAAUGCGCCCACUUAGCAUGUCUGUCAGUUUUGACUCAUCAGGCGCAGGCAAAAGUAUGAGCACCCCACAGGACUUGUUCCGAAGCUCAGACAUCCCCGAUGGACCCCGAAAGUUGGCGGUCAGCACACUGUCCCUGGCCAACGGCACGUCGCCCGCUCGGAGCCCCGUCAACGGUGUAGCCGGAGGUCAGCCGCUGUCCCAGAGAAAGAGGUUGCUCAAAGCGCCUACGCUGGCCGAGCUGGAUAGCUCUGACUCGGACGAGGAACAAAGCACCCGGAAGUCUGACAGCAGCUCCAGCAUAUCUGCCUCACUGGUUGAAGACACGUCUCCAGAGUCCGUCACGGCCAAAAAAACUCCUCCGCAGUUCCUGCCCAUAUCUUCCACCCCUCAACCUGACAAACGCAUCGCUGCACAAAGGAGGCACUCCAUAGAGAAAGAAGAUCCCACCAACGCUCGGCUUUUCCCACCUCCGUCUCGCCAGAACUCCAAAUCUCUGCUCUAUUCGGACAACAAGGCUCGCGCACUAGGCAGCGGUCGUGUGGAGGAGUUCUGCUACCCCGUCGAGUGCCUGACUUUAACCGUAGAGGAGGUGAUGCAUAUCAGACAGGUUCUUGUUAAAGCAGAGCUGGAGAAGUUCCAGCAGUAUAAAGACGUCUAUAAGCUAAAGAAAGGAAAGCUUUGCUUCUCAUGUCGGACGAAGAAGUUCUCUCUCUUCACCUGGUCCUACACCUGCCAGUUUUGUAAAAGGCCUGUUUGUUCACAGUGCUGUAAGAAGAUGAAGUUACCAUCCAAGCCCCAUGCCAGCUUGCCCAUCUCCUCUCUGGGCCCCAGCAUCCUGCCCAAAAAGGAGUCUUCAGUGUCAGCCGCAACAGAGAAGCCCUCCUCCACAUCCAGCCACAAGCGCCACAGCCUUCAGCGCACAAUGUCCAGAUCAUCAAAGCACGCCGAGCGCUCGUCCUCCAAAGACGAGCUGGAGCUGCCGGAGCAGUUCACCGAGGACUGGAGCAGCAUGGAGGUCUGCGUGGACUGCAAGAAGUUCAUCAAUGACAUCAUCAGCAACAGCAGGCGCAACCUGACCACCAAACGUGCCCGUCUGCACCGCCGGACCCACUCCGUCUACAUGUCCAACACCAGUUCUUCCAACUACAAACCCUCCGAACGGACUAUCAAAGAGGUGUAGGAUCCGAAGACUGUCCUUCUGUUAAGAACGCUCACCUGUCACGAAGGUGCCGGUCGAAAAUACGCUUAUGUCACAUACCGUACGAAAAAUGAGCCCAAUUUUGUUAGCUUUGUAACGUUCCUUCAAUACCUCUUCUUUUCCAAUUAUAAAAAGUGCCAGAGGUCCAGAGGUCCCUCUUCCAGCAUGAGUCCUUAAGCACCAGCCUUCUCAGGAAAAAGGUUUCUUCUGUGAUUUAAAGCUUUGGAAUGUAGUUACGCUUUAAAUUUACUUUGACCAGCGUUUUUCAAAUGAAUCCAAGUCGACACGGAAUGAAACGACGGCGUGAAAAAGAUAUCGCAAGGCUGCUUCGAUCACUCAAAGGCACAAGGCCUGAAUGUACAUUUUUCAAUGGAGCUCAAUUGUAUGUAAAUAGCUGCUGAAUGCUCAGCCUAAAUGUGUAUAGGCAUCCUUAUUCUCCCCUUUUAGGAAGUACUAGUCGAUUGCUGGAAGACCAAGAGACUGUAGAUUCGUUCAACCUCCGCAAACAAUUCAAGAUCGAGUCUUACCAAAUGUUUUUUCUUAUUGUUUUGUUAAAAUUGCUGCUGUGAUCGUGACAUGGUCCAAACAAAUGCCGUUUUAGAUGAUUACGGAAAGUACUUACAGAUAAAUAUAUUUUUCCUGUCUGAUGGCAGUGUUUUUGAGAUUUUAGUCAAAGAUGAGGGUGUUUUUUAAGAGCGGAAGCUGAAAGCUGUAGUGUUUCUUAAAGGAGUGAUCGGCUGUGCCAAACAAAUCUCCGCUAUCUGAGCAAUAUGCGUCUUGGACCUGAUGUACAUAGUCAAUAACAUUUACCGGAGAUGGUGACGGCCCAAAGGGGGAAGCCAGUUCUCUCUUUUAUAUAGGAAGUGACUUUUGUAGGAUACGUUCAUGUACAUGCUGUAUAUCCGAAUCUCAGUUGAUCCUCUUAUCUAUUAAAAUAGGCUCUAUUGUUAUAAAGUUAUGAUUUAUAUUAUUAAUAAUUAUUUUAUUUUUCAGUGUCAAAUGUUGCUUUCUUUUCAUGUUCGUAUUUUUCAGCUGCACAUUUAUUUUGACGUCUUAAAGCGUUGUAAAUUAAUUUAUGAUAUAUUGUUAAUAACCCCAGGAGACUUUAAAUAUGAAGGUACUGAAGUCAUAUCAGGGUUUUUGGAAGGAUUGCUUCUGUUUGUCCAUAAAUUAAAAGAAAAUACACACGCAUACACUUAUAAAUAGACAUGCACUGCAAUGGUAUACAGGCCUGUUCUUUUGUCUUGUGCAAAACUGACUGUACUGCCUUCCUCUGAAGAAUGAUUGGUGUGCAUGAUUUUUUUUAAAAUAAGAACCAAAUUGCCAAUAAAUAAAUAAAGCAUCAAAUUUAAGUAUUUCAAA